Messenger RNA from Belonocnema kinseyi, 2611 nucleotides. RefSeq names its product rho GTPase-activating protein conundrum-like (gene conu). NCBI's taxonomy places the organism in Eukaryota, Metazoa, Arthropoda, Insecta, Hymenoptera, Cynipidae. The coding region runs from base 308 to 2209 and encodes 633 amino acids. The transcript is spliced from 10 exons. The record is from RefSeq and is a predicted model, not a curated record. Gene Ontology annotation, molecular function: GTPase activator activity. Gene Ontology annotation, biological process: signal transduction; regulation of actin filament polymerization; regulation of small GTPase mediated signal transduction. Gene Ontology annotation, cellular component: cytoplasm.
GCCCUGAAUUAAUUAACGUACAGGUGCUAUAAAAUACAAAUUAUAAAAAAGUGCAAUUUGUCGCCGUGCAACAGGCAGUGAAAAAAAAACGUCUCGAAGUUCUUGUCGCGCGUGAGAGAAAAGAAACUGCAGAGUGCUCGACGAGUGCUAGGGAAAAAUCGGGACAUGUCUCACAUUCAUCGGCGAAGAAACCUUCCUCGUGAUUUGCGCAACUCGCAGGCCUGGAAUAAAGAGCUUUAAAAUAAAAACACUUGCGUAACAUGUAUGCACAAGACUGAGUCUAUUUUUGAACUGAAUUUUUAACAAAAUGGACAAAGGAAACGCAGCCGGUUUUUGCGACAACGCCACUCCGCAAGAAUGCUGGGAGGUCUACAAGAAAGUAAUGGAAGAAACGAAAACUUUGGACGAUUAUCUUGACGAAGAAUGUAGUCCACGAAGUUAUGACGAAGGUGAAGAGGAAGCAGAGUGGCUGAGAGCAGCGGGUUUGGGAGAAUUAACUGAGCCCUGGAAAGCUGGGAGGGAAGUUCAGCCUGAGGAAUUGGGAGAUGCUUUGCGUCCCUUGUCUCGAGCUCAAGCAGAAGCCGUCAAAAGACGAGUGCGAUCGCUUAAUCACACUGUGAAGCAGCGCUUCAAUCAGAGGCAACGCGUUCGGAAACCGGAUAUCAGGGAUGUGUUCAAAGAUGCAGAGGUUUCAAGUACAGGGACACGGUCUCGAAGCGCUACUCCUGAUUCCUUGGAUUCGAUUUCAGGAGAAACUCCAGAGGGAACUUCUCCUCCAAAUGUUGGCGUUAUGGACUCUCACCACGAAAACGCAAACGUUCCGAGCUUUGUGUCCAUUUUUCAUCGAAACCUUAAUGAUGGCAAGGACGGUAUUCGUAGAAAUACGCCCAUUACAGUUGCACCAAUUGUUGCACCAGCUCCUCUACCGAUUCAAGAAAUAUUCCGAAGAACCGGUCAUUGGGCUCAACGGGGAGACGUUGCCAGUGAUUCAGAAGGUAUUCAGUUGACAGCUUAUCAAAGGCUUGGGACGAUUCAUAUACCCAGAUCUGUCAUGCCGAGGCGAAGCGGUAGCGAUCUUGGCGAAGUUCCUAGGGUAGAUUCUACACCUACUGAAUCAUUGUCAGUUCCCAAGGAAUCUACACUGAAGAGAAGUUCAGGCGGUCACGCGACAGUUACCCGAAGUCACAGCAGUCUGUAUGGAUUGUCGAGACCGAGUCGAGACGAAGGAGUCGUCGCGAGACCCCUAAAUCGCACAUCAUCACAUGGCCACCUCAGUUUUGAAGAAAUGUGCAAAGCAAAUGAGGCCAAGUCGCAAGUUUGGUCGGAAAGUGUCCUCGCGCCGAAUGAAAAUUACGAUGGACAAGGAGUUGAGUUGUUAUCACAACGAGAAUUUACGAGAUUAAAACCUCUGCUUUGGCUUGAAUUGACUGCUGUAUAUGACAAGUACAAUGUCCCACUCACCAAGAGAAAACCCAACAAGCGUAGAAGAAAAGCUGGUAAUCUUUUUGGAGUUUCCUUGUCGACUUUACUGUUGCGGGACAACCAAGUGACGAGUGAGGAAAGUAAUAUUCCAUUAGUUUUUCAAAAAAUUCUAUCGGAACUGACGAAACGGGGAGUUAGGGAAGAAGGCAUUCUUCGCGUUGGUGGCCAUAAACAAAAAGUUGAAACUUUGUGUUCAGAGUUGGAAAACGACUUCUAUUGCAAACCAAAAGAAAUGGAUAGUCUUUUCAGGAGAACGCCGUGCCAUGACUUAUCGGUCGUCCUGAAGAAACUUCUUCGGGAUUUGCCUCAGCCUCUUCUUACUGUAGAACUAAUAGAUGCAUUUUAUCAGAGCCAUGGCGUCAAAAAUCCCAAUGAUCUUGGGUUAUCACUGAACCUCCUGGUGCUACUUUUACCCGUGGAAUACCGCUGCACCCUAAAAGCCCUGCUGACAUUCUUGAAGCUCGUAAUCGAGAAUCAAAGUUCGAAUAAAAUGUCUAUCCACAAUGUGGCUAUGAUCGUAGCCCCCUCGCUUUUUCCACCACGCUACAUUUAUCCUCGAGAUCGUACCGAUUUGUGUGCACAAGUCAACAUGGCUGCAGUUUGCUGUCAGGUGACAGAAGCUCUCCUAAAUAAUGUCGAUAGAUUAUGGUACGUCCCGAACGAUUUGAUAAGACAGCUUCGAAGAACAGAGGAGGAUCGGUAUCGUAAGUACAAGAAGAAGUUUUAGGAAAUCGACCGAAACAGUCUCUCCUUCUUCGCUCAAACUGUAUACAAUUUUAAUACCACGACAAUAAUUAAUUAAGUGCUCUUACUGGUGCCUUCCUGCCUUUCGAAACUAAUUUUAAAACUUUAUAGAGCAAAAAAAAGAGAGGAAAUUGUUCGAAGGGUGUCUACCUGACUGGAAAGCCGAAAAAAUGCCGGACAUUUUUUUUUUAUUGGGAAUUUGAUUCAGGGGAUGGGAUUUUUUACGUCGAUUGUAAUAAAAUUAAAAGGAUUUAGAUAAGUUAUUACUUAGAUUGCUCAGUCACGAAAGGAUCAAUUAAAAAUAUUUUAUUUUCGAUAGAGACGAUAAUAUAUGUGAUCCUUUUUUUUGUUUUGUUAAAAUUUUUAACGAAUUUGAACUGUUGAA